Thrips palmi is the source of this 2901-nucleotide messenger RNA. RefSeq names its product peptidyl-prolyl cis-trans isomerase G (gene Moca-cyp). Gene Ontology annotation, cellular component: intracellular membrane-bounded organelle. The transcript has 10 exons. NCBI's taxonomy places the organism in Eukaryota, Metazoa, Arthropoda, Insecta, Thysanoptera, Thripidae. The record is from RefSeq and is a predicted model, not a curated record. Gene Ontology annotation, biological process: protein peptidyl-prolyl isomerization. Gene Ontology annotation, molecular function: peptidyl-prolyl cis-trans isomerase activity. Bases 217 to 2346 code for a protein of 709 amino acids.
AGCCACAUCCGGUCAUUCUCGCCCCGCCCCGCCGCUUGUUGUGUCGCCUAGCCUCGCCAUGUCGCCAUGAUGUGUCUGUGUCUUUGAAAUCGGAUCGGCCGAGUCAAGUUUAUGGCGUUUAUUAAAUUGUGCGAAUUGGAGGGCUUGUAUUAAUCUGAAUCCACGCCCAUUCACACCCCCAUCUCUGUUGGAAACAUAUCACCCUUCUAUUUCAAAAUGACGGUUGGAUCAGCUGUUAGACCACGAUGUUUCUUCGAUGUGGAGAUCGGUGGAAUACCUAUGGGUCGCAUUACCUUUGAACUGUACACCGAUAUUUGUCCAAUAACAUGUGACAAUUUUAGAGCACUAUGUACAGGGGAGAAAGGAUUGGGAAAGACCUCUGGAAAACCACUUCAUUAUCAAGGGAUUGUCUUCCAUCGUGUUGUACGAGACUUUAUGAUUCAGUCUGGAGAUUUCACUGUUGGAAAUGGGACUGGUGGUGAGAGUAUCUAUGGAGGAACUUUUGAAGAUGAAAACCUGGAAAUGAAGCAUGAUGAGCCAUUCCUUUUAUCCAUGGCAAAUAGGGGCCCCAACACCAAUGGAUCUCAGUUCUUCAUAACUACGCAGCCUGCACCACACCUGGAUGGAGUUCACGUGAUCUUUGGUCAUGUUGUGUCUGGGAAAGAAGUCGUGACCCAAAUUGAGAUGCUUCCAGUGGAUCGUAAUUCACGCCCCCUUCAGGAUGCCAAGGUCAGCAAGUGUGGAGAACUUGUACUUCUUUCAAAAUCCAAAGAUAAAAAGAAAAAGAAGAAAUCCAAAAAAGAAGAAUCAGAAGGGUCAAGCUCAAGUUCUGAAUCAUCAUCAGAUGAGAGUGGUUCUGAAGAAGAGAAAGAGAGCAAAAAAAAGAAAAAGAAACUGAAAAAGGAAAAAGCAGCAAUCAAGGAGGAGGAAGAAAAUGAAGAACCAGAGGAAUAUCAUCCUCUUGUUACUGUGUCUAAGAUCGAUCCUGCUGAAAUUCCUGAAGUUCCCUCAAAUAAGUUUCUCUACCGUGGAGAUGGCAGAGAAAGGGACUUCAAAAGAACACGUGAUUAUGACCGAGGAGGAAGGUCUGAACAAGUUUACCGGGACAACCGGGAACACCGAGGAGAUAGAUCAGAGAAAGGGAAAGCUAGGGGCACGACCAAAAGUGGGCGUGUAAUUAAAGGCCGUGGAGUGUUUCGUUUUCGGACACCAUCUAGGAGCCGAUCUCGCUCACGAAGUGCCACUCCACCCCAUUGGAAGCAAGCUGCACGACGCACAAUCAAAUUGAGUGAAUUUGAGCGAAUGGAAUCGGAACGCAAGGCCAAGGAUGAUGAGAUUGCAAGGCGAGAAGAUGCCCGUAAAAAACGCCAUGAUGAUCGUCAGCGUGAACAAAAGGAACACUUUCAAAAGUUGAGACAAGAAGCGGAGCAACACUUUCAUAGUUCUAGAUCUAAAGAUCAUCAUGAUGGAGCCCGCAAACAAGAAGAGGAGCGCCAUCAAAGCAAGAAACCAAGUGCCAGCAAGAGUGGUGAUAAUAUGGCAUCAAACUCUGGUGGGCCUCUUGACUUAAAUGCUUUGGACUAUGAAACAAUGGAACUUGGUGAUGAAGAAGAUGUUAACAAAGGGAGUGAUGGGGAAGCCAGAGGGCUACAUCGCAAUGGCAAACCUUCAGACCAAAGGAAAGCAUCAGAUCGGGAAAAAGCAUCUGACAGAUCCAGAAAGCGAAACAAUCAAGACGAAGACAGAGGUUCUCACAAACAAAGCAGCCAGUCUCACAGAAGUUACACAAGCUCCAAAGACAAGAUACGACUUGAAAAGCGUGAAAAAGAUAGAAGGAACGCAGAAAAAUUGGCAGAAAGUGAUGAUGAUCUUGAGAAAGAAAAGGAGCGGCUUAAGGAAUUAGAGAAGUUAAAACAGAGAAUGGAACUGGAGUUGGCUAAAGAAAUGAAGGAAAAAGAGAAAGGAAGGGAUGGGGAUAAGAGGCGAGAUAAGGAUAGAGAUGAUAGGGAGAGAGGGAGAGAGAAAGAUCGUGAAAGGGAGAAAGAAAAAGAACAUCUGAAACGCAGAGAAGAUGAUCGCAAGAAAGAAGAACAGAAGAAGCGAGAAGAUAUGCGUCGUAAGGAAGAAGAACGUAGGAGGAAAGAGAGAGAAGCCAAAGAGAGCAGAGAUCGGCAUGAUAAAAGAAGUGAGGAACGCAAUCGUGACAGAAACAAGAGAAGGAGGUCUCGCUCUAAGUCUAAUACAGACCGCAGUAGAAAACGGGGAAGACGUCAUUCCAGCUCAUCAUCAUCUUCUUCUUCUAGUAGUAGUAGCAGCAGCAGUGAUGACCGCCGCAAGAGGCGUUAAGUGGCAUUCUUCCAUAUUAUUUGGAAGUGGAUUGUAGUCAUUCAUUGAAGUUGCCGUGAGACAGAUUUCUGUAUUGUAGGUGCAAGUGUGAUUGUAUCUUUUAUAAGCAAGACUUGAUUCAGUUAUUGGAUCUUAGUUCUUGCUCAAACUACCUCCAUCAGCAUCAGAGUGUCAGCAUUGAUUACACUAUUGUAUUUUGUAGCUAGGGUUUGCCACAUUUUCUCUUAUGUUUUACCUUUGCUUUGAAGGUUGACAUGGACACGUGCCUUGAUCCGGUGUGUUGUAUGGAGGCCAAAUUAAGUAAAUGCUGUUACUUCCACAAUACCCUCUUGAAUGAUGUGGAACAUGACAGUUUACUUACUCAGUAUCUCUAUCUCAUUUUUAUUGGAACUGUUUGUAGGUUUGUUGUUUUAGUAGAUUCAUGAUAAUUAUGUAUACUGAUUAUCACCGCCAUGAUGUUAAAAUGAUGUGUCAGGCAAAACUUCCCUAUUUUUUUAACUGUCAAAACUGAACUGUCUGAUCUAAAAUGCACCAAUUAAAGUUUCGUUGCUCAUC